AUGACCAGGCAAGAGCUCAUGCUUUCUGCUUCCACUGUCCCUCUCUCGAAGCCACCACUUGCGAUCGCUCUUGUUUGCUCUCGAAGGCUUAUACCGGCUUAUAGCGCCAACACAAGCCCAAACUUCAUCGCUCAAUCCAGCCCCUCUAAGCAGUUAUUCAGGCCCACCGCCUUCGGAUCUCCUGUUAACCGGAUACCUUUACUGCCCGCUUUUCAAAAAGCUCCUCCCAUUCCAGCUAGGGCUUUCUCUACUUCGACCACCAAUAAGAUGAUUGUUACACCUCUCACGAAACUGCUCGGCAUCCGAAUUCCAGCCGUGCAAGGAGGAAUGCAAUGGGUUGGUCUCCCUCCUAUGGUAGCGGCUGUGUCAAACGCUGGCGGUUUGGGCGUCUUGACUGCCCUCUCCCAACCCUCUCCAGACGCUCUUCGAGUCGCGAUCCGCGAGACCCGGAAACUGACUUCGAAGCCCUUUGGUGUCAACAUCACCCUCCUACCAAGCAUUAACCCUCCCGACUAUGCUGGUUAUGCCCGAGUUUCUGUUGAGGAAGGGGUCAAGAUCUUUGAGACUGCAGGAAACAAUCCUGGACCCCUGAUCCAAUACUUCAAGAGCCAAGGUUGCAUUGUUAUUCACAAAUGUACGACCAUUAGGCACGCCAAGAGCGCUGAGAAGCUGGGCGUUGAUGUGUUGAGUAUCGACGGCUUCGAGUGUGCUGGUCAUCCUGGCGAGGACGACAUCGGCGGUCUUGUCUUGUUGGCCAGGGCUGUCAAGGAACUCAAGGUUCCAUUCAUUGCCUCUGGCGGUAUCGCUGACGCUCGAGGAUUUGCUGCUGCUCUCGCUCUUGGUGCAGCUGGUGUUAACAUGGGGACACGUUUCAUGUGCACGGUUGAGGCUCCUAUCCACCAAAAUAUCAAAGAGAAAAUCGUUGCUUCAACAGAGCGAGACACGAUUCAUAUCUUCCGCAGUCUUCGUAACACGGCCCGUGUUUACAAGAACAAAGUCGCCAUGGAGGUUGUAGAAAUUGAACGUCGCGGAAAUGCCAAAUUCGAGGAUAUCAAGGAUCUCGUCUCCGGAGCUCGUGGACGCUUGGUGUACGAGAAAGGUGACCCUGACCUUGGAAUCUGGAGUGCUGGCGUUACUGUGGGCUUGAUUAACGAUAUCCCCACCUGCGAACAACUGUUGAAGGACCUGGAGAAGGGCGUCGAGGAAAUCGUAGCCGGUAUGAACAAGGUCGUUGUGUCUGAGGGCUCGGCGUCCUGUCCAGUUUCUGGCAAGGCUAAACUGUAA
Cyclocybe aegerita is the source of this 1284-nucleotide messenger RNA. Lineage: Eukaryota; Fungi; Basidiomycota; Agaricomycetes; Agaricales; Hemipholiotaceae. The record is from the annotation of a GenBank genome assembly.